ACUUUAACGGUUCUCCCUAACUAGUUAAACGGGAUGUUCCUCAAUGAAUCGGAAAUACGACUACACACCCCAAAAUGAAACAAGAGUUCUGUACUCGGCUGUUUUCAGUUCCUCUAUUGGUCGUUACCAUAGCAGUAUUGUGGACAGCAGUGGCUCCACUCGUAGCUGAAGGCUGUUUACAGUGCAAGCACAAACCAAUUCGGAAAAAAAUAGAUAAAUAUUCGGACGAUAGGAAAAUCCCAAAGGGAGCAGUAAAUAAACUGGACUCAGUGCUGCAUAUGAUCGACGAAGUAACUAGUCCAAACUUCUGCGAGACAGACAAAGUCUAUCGCUCUUUUCCUUUAGAAAUGCCGACGAUUUUGUUUGAUAUUGUUCGUCAGAAGGUGGAUUUGGUUGCUAAGAUUCUGGAAGGCUAUUACCCAGAAAAGAAUGAAGGAGUACUGAAGACAUUCGUGAAAGAAAUUCUUCGAUCUGGUGAUGUAGUGUUCGCGACCCGCAUCGUCUGGACCGGAAAUGGAACGAUAUGGAAGCCACUCUAUUAUAUUCAGAUCAAGAGAGCCUCCAGUAGUAGUAAUAGUGAUGUCGGCACCGAAGUGGAAGAGCGUCAUAACUAUUCUUUGGAGGAGAAUAGACCCUGGCUAGAUGACGAAUCAACUACUAGACCCUGGCUAGAUGACGAACCAACUACAGUUCAAAGUGUAUCAGAAACAGAAGACAAGGUUUCAGAGCAAAGCGAUCAUAUUCUAGGACAGUGGACGGAACCGUACUACACUUGUAAUGGAAGGAAGUGGAUCUUGUCCUACACGAACCUGUUAUACACAACAUCUAAAGGAGGUAGAAGUAAGAAAGUCAGUGAACGUUUAAUUGGAGCACUAAGCGUGGACAUUGACGUCACCAACAUGGAUAUAAACCAAUGCGACAGCCCUUGGAAACCUAACAACUCUAGCAUCACCUAUUGGCAGAUGAAUGCAUUUUUAGGGACUCACAAAUGUCAUAACAAAACUAGCGAAGUAAGUUUUUCUUUUUUAAC
This is a messenger RNA of Limulus polyphemus (Atlantic horseshoe crab), 1030 nucleotides long. Its product is annotated as probable G-protein coupled receptor CG31760. The record is from RefSeq and is a predicted model, not a curated record. The transcript is spliced from 5 exons. NCBI's taxonomy places the organism in Eukaryota, Metazoa, Arthropoda, Merostomata, Xiphosura, Limulidae. The annotation marks the transcript as partial.